Teleopsis dalmanni is the source of this 1746-nucleotide messenger RNA. RefSeq lists its product as uncharacterized. Gene Ontology annotation, biological process: regulation of cell migration; animal organ morphogenesis; positive regulation of cell population proliferation. Gene Ontology annotation, cellular component: cytoplasm. Gene Ontology annotation, molecular function: fibroblast growth factor receptor binding; growth factor activity. The record is from RefSeq and is a predicted model, not a curated record. NCBI's taxonomy places the organism in Eukaryota, Metazoa, Arthropoda, Insecta, Diptera, Diopsidae.
UAAUAAAAUUUAAAAUUGCACCACUCAUAAAUAAGUUAUUAACAAGUUCGGCAAUAAAUAAUAAAAGUCUUUUCAUAAGACCGACUUAAGCAAGGAUUAAAAUAAGCAAUAAGAAAUAAAAUAAGAAAAUAACAAUAAUAAUAAUAUUAAUAAUAUAGUCAAUGCAAUUAUUUUACGUUUCUUGCAUAAACAAGGUAAAUUACAGAUUAAUUUACCAAUGCAGAAGCAUUUUGCUGGGCACUUGACAGUAGUCGCCACAGCAGGAGGAGUGGCUUGUUUUGUAGGCAACAGCAUUUUGAUUUAAAUACACAAGGAAACAAAAAAUUUAACAAAAGCUACUAAAAAUUAAAAUAAAAUUAAAACAAAAAAGAAAGAAAAUUUUCGUCUUUUUUGUUUUCGUUCAUGCGAAGAAGAGGUUUACACUUGAAUUGGAGGGCCCUAGCACUGCUGGGUGCCCUCCUUUCGAUUUUAAUCGACUGGCCUGGUUUAAUGGUUUAUGCAAUGCCAACAUUGUUUCGUAUGGCAACACCACAAGCAACAACAAUUACAACAACAACAAUCGAAGCAGUAGCCGCACUUGCAGAACAACAAGAUACAAUGCCAUUAAAUAUAAUACAGCACAAACAACACUUGGCACGUGAUGAUGAUUAUGAUGAUGAUAAUGACGCAGGCGAGGUAACUAAACCGCCACCGAAUUUGAAAAAUAUUCAACAAUUAAGUGAUAACAGUCCUAUUAAAUCUUUUAAUAAUGAAUAUGCUAGAGAUAACAAAGGCCACAAAACAAGAACUAUCAAUGUAACCCAUUUACCGAACUAUUUGCUACACAGUAGUGAUAAUAAUCACAACAACAAGAAUAAUAUUAAUAGUGGCAAUAAGGCUACGAAUGAAUUACAGCAACAUCAGAGUGACAACAAUAAAAUUAAUAAUUUUAUAAGAAAUGAUGAAAGUAGCGAACGAACGUUUUUACCAACUACUACUGCCAUAAUUGAUAAUAACAUAAAAACCUUUAAUAAUAAGGAAAUUAAUAAAAAUACUAAUGUUAAUAAUAAUGAUAACAAUCAAGUAACACUUUAUAAAAACCAGCAUCGCAUCGAUAAUAACAAAAACAAUUUUAAUAAUAGAGAUAUAGCAACAUCAUCGACAAGUUCAACAAGAGAUGCUGUUAGCGGAACGAAUGUUAUAUCUACAACAACAUCACCAUCAGCAGAAUUAAUCAAUAAUUUUAAAAAUUUUUUAUCAUUUAAAUUUUCAUCAUCACAUCACACAGCUAUAUUAUCACGUACCGUACGCAAUGCGCGUUCCCAAGAUCCAACAACAACAAUAACCUUAAAUAAUAAUAACAAAAACUCUAUACGCCGUACUAGUAGUCAAAGUAAUGGUGGUAAUAUAGUUCGUAGAUCAUCGGAUAAUAUUGGUAAUGGUGUUGUUGGCUUGAAAUCAAAAAGACUGAAUAAUUCUAGAAACAUAAACAAUAGCAACAAUAAACAACAACAAACAAGUAAUUUAGAUCGUAACGAACGAUCUACAAUAUCGCAUCUAUCAGGACCAGCACGUAAAAUACGAUUAUUUAUUAAGAAUCGUUUCCUGCAACUCAUGCCGGAUGGUACUGUGAAUGGUACGCUGAGUGAACAAAGUGAUUACACGAUUUUACAACGAACGACUGUUGAUGUUGGGCGCAUUAAAAUACAAGGCGUAGCUACGUGUUUAUAUUUGUGUAUGGAUCAAUGUGGUUCUGUUUAUGGCUCG